CUCAUACAAGAGAACCUACACGCCAAUCCAUGGGCCGUUCUCGUCGCCACCAUGCUGCUAAAUUUGACGCGGGGCGAUGCGGUGAGGCCGGUUUUGUGGGUGCUUCUGGGGUGGAAAGGCUACGUGUGCAGACCGCCAUGUACACUCGAUGCACUGACAAACCUCUUCCGCCCGCUGGGUCUGCAAAAUAUUCGAGCAGUAAGGUUGGUGCGCUUGUCGCGGGCAUUUGUGAAGUGGAAUUUCGGGAAGAACACAUCCACCGACACUCACAAUGGGUCGACACGGCUACCACCACUUCCCGGCGUCGGCGCCUACGCGCGCGAAUCCUACGAGCUGUUCUGUGAGGAUGCGGAGCGGUGGCGGAGUGAGGUGGGCGAUAAGGAAUUGAAGAGGUAUGUUGGGUGGCGGAGGGGUGUU
This is a messenger RNA of Fimicolochytrium jonesii, 417 nucleotides long. RefSeq lists its product as uncharacterized. Gene Ontology annotation, molecular function: DNA binding; catalytic activity. The record is from RefSeq and is a predicted model, not a curated record. The transcript is spliced from 2 exons. Gene Ontology annotation, biological process: DNA repair. Lineage: Eukaryota; Fungi; Chytridiomycota; Chytridiomycetes; Spizellomycetales; Powellomycetaceae. The annotation marks the transcript as partial. Gene Ontology annotation, cellular component: nucleus.